This is a messenger RNA of Vicia faba (fava bean), 969 nucleotides long. The record is from the annotation of a GenBank genome assembly. Lineage: Eukaryota; Viridiplantae; Streptophyta; Magnoliopsida; Fabales; Fabaceae.
AUGACAACUCUUACAACACUUGAUCUAUCACAUAAUAUACUAAUCGGCUCAAUAUCACCCUCCAUUGAUGGGCUAGAGAGUCUUGUAGCACUUGAUCUAUCACACAAUAUGCUCACUGGCUCAAUACCAUCAAAAUUGGGCCGAGCUCAUGGCCAAAGUAGUUUGAAAGAACUGCGUCUUUCUUAUAAUCACCUAAAUGAUUCAUUGGAGAAAAUCCUUCCUCAACUAUCAAAACUGGUUGUGUUGGACUUAACCGGAAACAAUUUGAUGGGAAAGAUCAGUGAUGUUCAUCUAGCUAAUUUUAGCAACCUCAAAGUGUUGGACCUAUCUUUUAACUAUGUAACUUUGAACAUGAGCAAAAAUUGGGUCCCCCCAUUCCAACUUGAAACUUUAGGUCUGGCAAAGUGUCUUUUGGGUCCUCAAUUUCCAAAAUGGAUUCAAACACAAAACAAUUUCUCCCAUAUAGAUAUAUCAAAUACAAGUAUCUCUGAUACUGUGCCUAAUUGGUUUUGGGAUUUGUCACCUAAUGUUGAGUAUAUGAAUCUCUCUUACAAUGAGCUGAGUAGAUGUGGACAUGAUUUCUCACAAAAAAUCAAACUUAAAAAACUUGAUUUGAGCUACAAUAAUUUCUCAUGUCCCUUGCCUCGAUUGCCUCCUAACUCAAGGGAUUUGGAUCUCUCCAACAAUUUAUUUUAUGGAACAAUUUCACAAGUGUGUGAAAUGUUGGGUGUCAAUAACUCAUUGGAAACUCUUGACUUAUCUUUUAAUAAUUUGUCAGGAGUCAUUCCAAAUUGUUGGAAAUAUGGGACAAACAUGAUUGUUCUUAAUCUUGCUGAAAACAAUUUUAUUGGAUUAAUUCCUGAUUCCUUUGGUAGCCUCGUGUAUCUCCACGUCGAAUCAAUUGAGGGGGCCCAUACCAUAUUGGAUUGGUACAGAAAUGUUGAUCCUAGAGACACUCGUAUUGAGUAG